Marmota flaviventris (yellow-bellied marmot) is the source of this 15042-nucleotide messenger RNA. The record is from RefSeq and is a predicted model, not a curated record. NCBI's taxonomy places the organism in Eukaryota, Metazoa, Chordata, Mammalia, Rodentia, Sciuridae.
UUAAGCAGCUUGAAGGGGUUAGAGCCGGCGGCUAUUUCUAUCCCUGGAAAUCCCCACACCAUCUGUGACCCACGGAGCCCUGACCCCCCUCCCAAGUGCGGGCCCCGACUGUCCCUCGCUCCCAGGGAAGGGAGCAGGCGUGGAUUGGCUGCUGGGGUGACUGCCAGUGGGGAGGCCAUGUCUGGAGAGGAUUCUGAAGUUCGAGCAGUGUCUGAAGGGAGCUCCAAUGGAGGCAGUGGUUCACCUAGCCCUGGGGACACACUACCCUGGAACCUUGGUAAAACACAGAGGAGCAGGAGGAGCGGAGGUGGCUCUGGGGGCAACGGCAGUGUCUUGGACCCUGCAGAGCGGGCUGUCAUCCGCAUUGCAGAUGAACGGGACCGUGUGCAGAAGAAGACCUUCACCAAGUGGGUCAACAAACACCUCAUCAAGGCCCAAAGGCACAUCAGUGACCUGUAUGAAGACCUUCGCGAUGGCCACAACCUCAUCUCUCUACUGGAGGUCCUCUCUGGGGACAGCCUGCCCCGGGAGAAGGGGAGGAUGCGCUUCCAUAAGCUGCAGAAUGUCCAGAUUGCCCUGGACUACCUCCGGCACCGCCAGGUGAAGUUGGUGAACAUCAGGAAUGAUGACAUCGCUGAUGGCAACCCUAAGCUUACCCUAGGCCUGAUCUGGACAAUCAUCCUGCACUUCCAGAUCUCAGACAUCCAGGUGAGCGGGCAGUCAGAGGACAUGACAGCCAAGGAGAAGCUGCUGCUGUGGUCACAGCGCAUGGUGGAGGGCUACCAGGGCCUGCGCUGCGACAAUUUUACUUCCAGCUGGCGUGAUGGCCGCCUCUUCAAUGCCAUUAUCCACCGGCACAAGCCCAUGCUCAUAGACAUGAAUAAGGUGUACCAUCAAACCAACCUAGAGAACCUGGACCAGGCCUUCUCUGUAGCAGAGCGGGACCUAGGAGUGACUCGGCUUCUGGACCCCGAGGAUGUGGAUGUCCCUCAGCCUGAUGAGAAGUCCAUCAUCACCUACGUCUCGUCCUUGUAUGACGCCAUGCCCCGUGUGCCGGGCGCCCAGGAUGGGGUGAGGGCUAAUGAGCUGCAGCUUCGAUGGCAGGAGUACCGGGAGCUGGUGGUGCUGCUGCUGCAGUGGAUACGGCACCACACUGCUGCCUUUGAGGAGCGCAAGUUCCCCUCCAGCUUUGAAGAGAUUGAGAUCCUUUGGUGCCAGUUCUUGAAGUUUAAGGAGACAGAGCUUCCAGCCAAGGAGGCAGACAAGAACAGGUCCAAGGGCAUCUACCAGUCCCUAGAAGGAGCCGUGCAAGCAGGCCAACUCAAAGUACCCCCUGGCUACCACCCCUUGGAUGUGGAGAAGGAGUGGGGCAAGCUACACGUGGCCAUUCUGGAGCGGGAGAAGCAGCUUAGGAGCGAGUUUGAGAGGCUGGAGUGUCUUCAGCGCAUUGUGAGCAAAUUACAGAUGGAGGCUGGGCUUUGCGAGGAGCAGUUGAACCAGGCCGACGCCCUUCUGCAGUCGGAUGUCCGGCUACUGGCCUCAGGCAAGGGGCCACAACGGGCAGGGGAGGUGGAACGGGACCUGGACAAGGCAGAUGGCAUGAUCCGGCUACUGUUCAAUGAUGUGCAAACCCUUAAGGAUGGGCGGCACCCGCAGGGCGAGCAGAUGUACCGCAGGGUGUACCGCCUGCAUGAGCGCCUGGUGGCCAUCCGCACCGAGUACAACCUCCGGCUGAAGGCAGGCGUGGCAGCCCCUGUGACCCAGGUGACCCUACAGAGCACACAGAGGAGACCCGAGGUGGAGGACUCCACCCUGCGCUACUUGCAGGACCUGCUGGCCUGGGUGGAGGAAAACCAGCGCCGUGUGGACAGUGCUGAGUGGGGUGUGGACUUGCCCAGUGUGGAGGCACAGCUUGGUAGCCACCGAGGCCUGCACCAGUCCAUUGAGGAGUUUCGGGCUAAGAUCGAGCGGGCGCGCAGCGAUGAGGGCCAGCUUUCCCCUGCCCCCCGGGGUGCCUUCCGUGACUGCCUGGGUCGACUAGACCUGCAGUAUGCCAAGCUGCUGAACUCCUCCAAGGCCCGCCUCCGGUUCCUGGACAGCUUGCAUGGUUUUGUGGCAGCUGCUACCAAAGAGCUGAUGUGGCUGAAUGAGAAGGAGGAGGAGGAGGUGGGCUUUGACUGGAGUGACCGCAAUGCCAACAUGGCUGCCAAGAAGGAGAGCUACUCGGCCCUUAUGCGUGAACUGGAGCUGAAGGAAAAGAAAAUCAAGGAGAUUCAGAAUACUGGAGACCGACUGCUGCGAGAGGACCACCCUGCACGGCCUACAGUGGAGUCUUUCCAGGCAGCCCUGCAGACCCAGUGGAGCUGGAUGCUACAGCUGUGUUGCUGUAUUGAGGCUCACCUGAAGGAGAACACUGCCUACUUCCAGUUCUUCUCAGAUGUGCGAGAGGCUGAGGAGCAGCUGCAAAAGCUACAGGAGACAUUGCGAAGGAAGUACAGUUGUGACCGCUCCAUCACUGUCACCCGGCUUGAGGACCUGCUGCAAGAUGCCCAGGAUGAGAAGGAGCAGCUGAAUGAGUAUAAGGGGCACCUCUCUGGCUUGGCCAAGAGAGCCAAGGCCAUUGUGCAGCUGAAACCUCGCAACCCGGCUUACCCCAUCCGAGGCCAUGUGCCCCUGCUGGCUGUAUGUGAUUACAAGCAGGUGGAGGUGACUGUGCACAAGGGUGACCAGUGCCAGCUGAUGGGCCCUGCUCAGCCAUCUCACUGGAAAGUGCUUAGCAGCUCUGGCAGUGAGGCUGCUGUGCCCUCCGUGUGCUUCCUUGUGCCCCCACCCAACCAGGAAGCCCAGGAAGCCAUCACCAGGCUGGAGGCCCAGCACCAGGCCCUCGUUGCACUGUGGCACCAGCUGCAUGUGGACAUGAAGAGCCUUCUGGCAUGGCAGAGCCUCAGCCGUGAUGUGCAGCUCAUCCGUUCCUGGUCCCUGGUCACGUUCCGCACAUUGAAGCCUGAGGAACAGCGCCAAGCCCUACGCAGCCUGGAGUUGCACUACCAGGCCUUCCUGCGGGACAGCCAGGAUGCUGGCAGCUUUGGGCCAGAGGACCGGCUGGUGGCAGAACGCGAGUACAGCUCUUGUAGCCGCCAUUACCAGCAGCUGCUACAGAGCUUGGAGCAGGGUGAGCAGGAGGAGUCUCGCUGUCAGCGCUGCAUCUCAGAGCUCAAGGACAUCCGGCUGCAGCUGGAGGCCUGUGAGACUCGCACCGUGCACCGUCUUCGGCUGCCACUAGACAAAGAGCCUGCGCGGGAGUGUGCCCAGCGCAUCGCCGAGCAGCAGAAAGCGCAGGCUGAGGUGGAAGGGCUGGGCAAGGGGGUUGCCCGACUCUCAGCCGAGGCCGAGAAGGUCCUGGCCCUGCCUGAACCGUCGCCUGCUGCCCCGACUCUGCGCUCAGAGCUGGAGCUGACCCUUGGCAAGCUGCAGCAGGUCCGCAGCUUGUCUGCCAUCUACCUGGAGAAGCUCAAGACCAUCAGCCUGGUGAUCCGCAGCACUCAGGGGGCUGAGGAAGUUCUCAAGGCCCAUGAGGAACAGCUUAAGGAGGCCCAGGCUGUGCCUUCCACCCUCCCAGAGCUCGAGGCCACCAAGGCUGCACUAAAGAAGCUACGGACCCAGGCAGAGGCUCAGCAGCCUGUGUUUGAUGCCCUGAGGGAUGAGCUGCGAGGGGCGCAGGAAGUGGGUGAGCGGCUGCAGCAGCGGCAUGGUGAGCGGGACGUGGAAGUGGAGCGCUGGCGUGAGCGGGUCACCCAGCUGCUAGAGCGCUGGCAGGCAGUGCUGGCCCAGACUGACGUGCGGCAGCGUGAGCUGGAACAGCUGGGCCGCCAGCUGCGCUACUAUCGUGAGAGUGCAGACCCACUGAGCGCCUGGCUGCAGGAUGCUAAGCGGCGGCAGGAGCAGAUCCAGGCUGUGCCGAUGGCAAACAUUCAGGCUGUGCGAGAGCAACUGCGUCAGGAGAAGGCCCUGCUGGAGGAGAUUGAGCGCCACGGUGAGAAGGUUGAGGAGUGCCAGAGGUUCGCCAAGCAGUACAUCAAUGCCAUUAAGGACUAUGAGCUCCAGCUGGUCACAUACAAGGCACAGCUUGAACCAGUGGCCUCCCCAGCCAAGAAGCCCAAGGUCCAGUCUGGAUCAGAGAGUGUCAUCCAGGAGUAUGUGGACCUGCGGACACGCUACAGUGAGCUGACCACGCUUACUGGUCAGUACAUCAAGUUCGUCAGUGAGACGUUGCGGCGCAUGGAGGAGGAGGAGAGGCUGGCCGAGCAACAGCGGGCAGAGGAGCGGGAGCGACUGGCUGAGGUGGAGGCCGCAUUGGAGAAGCAGCGGCAGCUGGCUGAGGCGCAUGCCCAGGCCAAGGCACAGGCGGAGCUGGAGGCACAAGAACUACAGCGGCGCAUGCAGGAGGAGGUCGCGCGGCGGGAGGAGGCUGCAGUGGAUGCACAGCAGCAGAAGCGUAGUGUCCAAGAGGAGCUGCAGCAUCUGCGACAGAGCUCAGAGGCAGAGCUGCAGGCCAAGGCCAGGCAAGUGGAAGCAGCUGAACGCAGCCGACUGCGCAUCGAGGAGGAGAUCCGUGUGGUGCGCCUGCAGCUGGAGACGACUGAGCGCCAGCGCAGCGGGGCUGAGGAUGAGCUGCAGGCCCUGCGUGCACGAGCAGAGGAGGCGGAAGCACAGAAGCGGCAGGCACAGGAGGAGGCUGAGCGCUUGCGGAGGCAGGUGCAGGAUGAGAGCCAGCGUAAGCGGCAAGCCGAGGCAGAACUCGCCCUGCGCGUCAAGGCUGAGGCCGAGGCUGCUCGCGAGAAGCAGCGGGCCAUGCAGGCUCUGGAGGAGCUGCGACUGCAGGCCGAAGAGGCAGAGAGGCAGCUGCGGCAGGCUGAGGCAGAGCGGGCACGCCAAGUACAGGUAGCUCUGGAGACAGCGCAGCGCAGCGCAGAGGUGGAGCUGCAGAGCAAGCGUGCUUCCUUCGCGGAGAAGACUGCGCAGUUGGAGCGCACCCUGCAGGAGGAGCAUGUGGCGGUGGCACAGCUGCGGGAAGAGGCUGAACGGCGGGCACAGCAACAGGCUGAGGCCGAGCGGGCCCGUGAGGAAGCCGAACGGGAGCUAGAGCGCUGGCAGCUGAAAGCCAAUGAGGCACUGCGACUGCGACUGCAGGCAGAGGAGGUGGCACAGCAGAAGAGCCUGGCGCAGGCCGAAGCUGAGAAGCAGAAAGAGGAAGCAGAGCGCGAGGCUCGGCGGCGCGGCAAGGCGGAGGAGCAGGCCGUGCGGCAGCGGGAGCUGGCUGAGGAGGAGCUGGAGAAACAGCGACAGCUGGCAGAAGGGACCGCGCAGCAGCGCCUGGCUGCGGAGCAGGAGCUGAUCCGCCUGCGGGCCGAGACAGAGCAGGGCGAGCAGCAGCGGCAGCUGCUGGAGGAAGAGCUGGCCCGGCUGCAGCGAGAGGCGGCUGAGGCCAACCAGAAGCGCCAGGAGCUGGAAGCUGAGCUGGCCAAGGUGCGGGCAGAGAUGGAGGUGCUGCUGGCCAGCAAGGCUCGAGCCGAGGAGGAAUCUCGGAACACCAGCGAGAAGUCCAAGCAGAGACUGGAGGCAGAGGCCGGCCGCUUCCGUGAGCUGGCCGAGGAGGCUGCUCGCCUGCGGGCCCUGGCCGAGGAGGCUAAGCGGCAGCGGCAGCUGGCCGAGGAGGACGCAGCACGCCAGCGGGCCGAGGCCGAGCGGGUGCUUGCUGAGAAGCUGGCCGCCAUCGGCGAGGCCACGAGGCUCAAGACAGAGGCGGAGAUAGCGCUCAAGGAGAAGGAAGCCGAGAACGAGCGCCUGCGGAGGCUGGCUGAAGACGAGGCUUUCCAGCGGCGGCGGCUGGAGGAGCAGGCAGCGCAGCACAAGGCCGACAUCGAGGAGCGCCUGGCUCAGCUGCGCAAGGCAUCAGAGAGCGAGCUGGAGAGGCAGAAGGGGCUGGUGGAGGACACAGUGCGCCAGAGGCGGCAGGUGGAAGAGGAGAUCCGGGCCCUGAAGGUGAGCUUUGAGAAGGCAGCUGCUGGCAAGGCGGAGCUGGAGCUGGAGCUGGGGCGGAUCCGUAGCAACGCGGAGGACACGCUGCGCAGCAAGGAGCAGGCAGAGCUGGAGGCUGCUCGGCAGCGGCAGUUGGCAGCUGAGGAGGAGCAGCGGCGCCGUGAGGCUGAGGAGCGCGUGCAGAAAAGCCUGGCGGCUGAGGAAGAGGCCACACGGCAGCGCAAAGCCGCCCUGGAGGAAGUAGAGCGGCUCAAGGCCAAGGUGGAAGAGGCCCGGCGCCUGAGGGAGCGAGCAGAACAGGAGUCGGCGCGGCAACUGCAGCUGGCCCAAGAGGCUGCCCAGAAGCGGCUGCAGGCCGAGGAGAAGGCCCAUGCCUUUGUGGUGCAGCAGCGUGAGCAGGAGCUGCAGCAGACACUGCAGCAGGAGCAGAGUGUGCUGGAGCGACUGCGCGGCGAGGCAGAGGCCGCCCGGCGAGCCGCUGAGGAGGCUGAGGAGGCCCGGGAGCAGGCUGAGCGGGAGGCCGCGCAGUCCCGGCGGCAAGUAGAAGAGGCUGAGCGGCUCAAGCAGUCUGCAGAGGAGCAGGCGCAGGUCCGGGCUCAGGCACAGGCUGCUGCGGAGAAGCUGCGCAAGGAAGCCGAGCAGGAGGCAGCACGACGGGCACAGGCGGAACAGGCAGCCUUGCGCCAGAAGCAGGCGGCUGACGCAGAGAUGGAGAAGCAUAAGAAGUUUGCAGAGCAGACGCUGAGGCAGAAGGCCCAGGUGGAACAGGAGCUGACGACCCUGCGGCUACAGCUAGAGGAGACGGACCAUCAAAAGAGCAUCCUUGAUGAGGAGCUGCAGCGGCUGAAGGCGGAGGUGACAGAGGCAGCCCGCCAGCGCAGCCAGGUGGAGGAGGAGCUCUUCUCUGUGCGCGUGCAGAUGGAAGAGCUGGGGAAGCUCAAGGCCCGGAUCGAGGCCGAGAACCGCGCGCUCAUCCUGCGUGACAAGGACAACACACAGCGCUUCCUGGAAGAGGAGGCGGAGAAGAUGAAGCAGGUGGCGGAAGAGGCUGCACGGCUGAGUGUGGCGGCCCAGGAGGCAGCACGCCUGCGGCAGCUGGCAGAAGAAGACUUGGCACAGCAGCGGGUCCUGGCAGAGAAAAUGCUCAAGGAGAAGAUGCAGGCUGUGCAGGAGGCCACCCGGCUCAAGGCUGAGGCUGAGCUGCUGCAGCAACAGAAAGAGCUGGCUCAGGAGCAGGCUCGACGGCUGCAGGAGGACAAGGAGCAGAUGGCUCAGCAGCUGGCACAGGAGACACAGGGUUUCCAGCGGACACUGGAGGCGGAGCGGCAGCGGCAGCUGGAGAUGAGUGCAGAGGCUGAGCGCCUGAAGCUGCGCGUGGCCGAGAUGAGCCGGGCCCAGGCCCGUGCCGAGGAGGAUGCCCAGCGCUUUCGGAAGCAGGCUGAGGAGAUUGGUGAGAAGCUGCACCUCACUGAGCUCGCCACACAGGAGAAGGUGACGCUGGUACAGACACUUGAGAUCCAGCGGCAGCAGAGUGACCAUGAUGCUGAGCGCCUGCGGGAGGCCAUUGCUGAGCUGGAGCGUGAGAAGGAGAAACUGAAGCAGGAGGCCAAGUUGCUGCAGCUCAAGUCCGAGGAGAUGCAGACAGUACAGCAAGAGCAGAGGCUCCAGGAGACACAGGCCUUGCAGCAGAGCUUUCUGUCCGAGAAGGACAGCCUGCUGCAGCGGGAGCGCUUCAUUGAGCAGGAAAAGGCUAAGCUAGAACAGCUUUUCCAGGACGAGGUGGCGAAGGCACAGCAGCUCCGUGAGGAGCAGCAGCGGCAGCAGCAGCAGAUGGAGCAGGAGAAGCAGCAGCUGAUGGCCAGCAUGGAGGAGGCCCGGCGUCGGCAGCGUGAGGCAGAAGAAGGUGUGCGUCGCAAGCAGGAGGAGCUGCAGCACCUGGAGGAGCAGCGGCAGAAGCAGGAGAAGCUGCUGGCUGAGGAGAACCAGAGGCUGCGGGAACGGCUGCAGCGCUUAGAGGAGGAGCAUCGGGCGGCACUAGCACACUCGGAGGAGAUUGCUGCCACGAAGGCCUUGCCCAAUGGCCGGGAGGCACCUGAUGGCCCAACUGUGGAGGUGGAGCCUGAGCACAGCUUUGAGGGUUUGCGACAGAGAGUGCCAGCCCAGCGGCUGCAGGAGGCUGGCAUCCUGAGCCCAGAGGAGCUGCAGCGGCUGGUGCAGGGCCACACCACGGUGGCCGAGCUUGCGCAGCGUAGGGAUGUGCAACAAUACCUGCAGGGCCGCAGCAGCAUUGCCGGGCUGCUGCUGAAGCCCACCAAUGAGAAGGUGAGUGUCUACACGGCCCUGCGGAGGCAGCUGCUAAGCCCUGGCACCGCUCUCAUCCUGCUUGAGGCCCAGGCAGCCUCAGGCUUCUUGCUGGACCCUGUGCGGAAUCGACGACUGACUGUGAAUGAGGCCGUGAAGGAGGGUGUUGUGGGCCCUGAGCUGCACCACAAGUUGCUGUCUGCUGAGCGGGCUGUCACUGGCUAUAAAGACCCCUACACUGGAGAGCAGAUCUCGCUCUUCCAGGCCAUGAAGAAGGACCUCAUCGUCAGGGACCACGGCAUCCGCCUGCUGGAGGCCCAGAUCGCCACGGGCGGCAUCAUUGAUCCCGUGCACAGCCACCGCGUGCCCGUGGAGGUGGCCUACCAGCGCGGCUACUUUGACGAGGAGAUGAGCCGCGUGCUGGCGGACCCGAGCGACGACACCAAGGGCUUCUUCGACCCCAACACCCACGAGAACCUCACCUACCUGCAGCUGCUGGAGCGCUGUGUGGAGGACCCCGAGACGGGCCUGCGCCUCCUGCCACUCACAGAUAAGGCUGCCAAGGGUGGUGAGCUGGUGUAUACUGACUCUGAGGCCCGGGAUGUCUUUGAGAAGGCCACUGUGUCUGCACCAUUCGGCAAAUUCCAGGGCAAGACGGUGACCAUCUGGGAGAUCAUCAAUUCAGAAUACUUCACAGCGGAGCAGCGGCGUGACCUGCUGCGGCAGUUCCGCACGGGCCGCAUCACAGUGGAGAAGAUCAUCAAGAUUGUCAUCACUGUCGUAGAGGAGCACGAGCAGAAGAGCCAGCUCUGCUUUGAGGGCCUGCGUGCCCUGGUGCCUGCUGCCGAACUGCUGGAAAGUGGGAUCAUCGACCAUGACCUCUACCGUCAGCUGCAGCGGGGCGAGCGCUCUGUAAGAGAGGUGGCUGAGGCGGACUCUGUGCGGAGGGCCCUGCGGGGUGCCAGUGUCAUUGCAGGUGUGUGGCUGGAGGAGGCAGGACAGAAGCUGAGUAUCUAUGAGGCCCUGAAGAAAGACCUACUGCAGCCAGAUGUGGCUCUGGCCCUGUUAGAGGCCCAGGCCGGCACUGGGCACAUCAUUGAUCCUGCCACUAGUGCCCGGCUGACUGUGGAUGAGGCAGUACGUGCUGGUCUGGUGGGCCCUGAGCUUCAUGAGAAGCUGCUGUCGGCUGAGAAGGCUGUGACGGGCUAUAGGGACCCCUAUUCGGGGCAGAUUGCCUCCUUGUUCCAGGCUCUGAAGAAAGGCCUCAUCCCUCGGGAGCAAGGCCUGCGCCUGCUAGAUGCCCAGCUGUCCACAGGUGGCAUUGUGGACCCCAGCAAGAGCCACCGCGUGUCCCUGGAUGUUGCAUAUACCCGGGGCCAUCUGGACAAGGAGACCAGCAGGGCCCUGUUGGAACCCGGGGAGGAUGCCAAGGUCUACCUUGAUCCCAGCACACGGGAGCCAGUCACCUAUGGCCAGCUCCAGCAGCGGUGCCGGCCUGACCAGCUGACUGGGCUGAGCCUGCUGCCACUCUCAGAGAAGGCUGCCCGGGCCCAGCAGGAGGAGGUCUACUCUGAGCUUCAGGCCCGUGAGACCUUGGAGAAGGCUACGGUUGAAGUCCCCACGGGCAGCUUCAAAGGCAGGACAGUGACAGUGUGGGAGCUCAUCAGCUCUGAGUAUUUCACAGAGGAGCAGCGGCAGGAGCUGCUGCGGCAGCUCCGUACUGGCAAGGUGACUGUGGAGAAGGUCAUUAAGAUCCUCAUCACCAUCAUCGAGGAGGUAGAGACCAAGAGGCAGGAGCAACUGUCCUUCACUGGCCUCCGUGCCCCUGUGCCAGCCAGUGAGCUCUUGGCUGCCAGGAUCCUCAGCAGGGCCCAGUUUGAGCAGCUCAAGGAUGGCAGGACCUCUGUCAAGGAUCUCUUGGAGGUGGGCUCCGUGCGGACGCUGCUACAGGGCAGUGGCUGCCUGGCUGGUAUCUACCUGGAGGACUCCAAGGAGAAAGUGACCAUCUACGAGGCCAUGCGCCGGGGUUUGCUCAGACCUAGCACGGCCACGCUCCUGCUCGAGGCCCAAGCAGCCACUGGCUUUCUGGUGGACCCGGUGCGGAACCAGCGCCUGUACGUCCAUGAGGCAGUGAAAGCAGGUGUUGUGGGCCCUGAGCUACAUGAGAAGCUGCUGUCCGCCGAGAAGGCCGUCACCGGCUACAAGGACCCCUACUCGGGCACCACCAUCUCGCUCUUCCAGGCCAUGAAGAAGGGCCUGGUUCUCAGGGAGCAUGCCAUCCGCCUGCUGGAGGCCCAGAUUGCUACCGGAGGCGUCAUCGACCCCGUGCACAGCCACCGCCUGCCCGUGGAGGUGGCCUACCAGCGCGGCUACUUUGACGAGGAGAUGAGCCGCGUGCUGGCGGACCCCAGCGACGACACCAAGGGCUUCUUCGACCCCAACACCCACGAGAACCUCACCUACCUGCAGCUGCUGGAGCGCUGUGUGGAGGACCCCGAGACUGGCCUGCGCCUCCUGCCACUGAAGGGGGCAGAGAAGGCUGAAGUGGUGGAGACCACACAGGUGUAUACUGAGGAGGAGACCCGGAGGGCAUUCGAGGAGACUCAGAUUGACAUCCCUGGUGGUGGCAGUCACGGUGGCUCCACCAUGUCCCUAUGGGAGGUCAUGCAGUCAGACCUGAUCCCUGAGGAUCAGCGGGCCCGGCUGAUGGCUGACUUCCAGGCUGGCCGGGUGACCAAGGAGCGCAUGAUCAUUAUCAUCAUCGAGAUCAUUGAGAAGACCGAGAUCAUCCGACAGCAAAACCUUACUUCCUAUGACUAUGUGCGCCGCCGCCUCACUGCUGAGGACCUGUAUGAGGCCCGGAUCAUCUCGCUUGAGACCUACAACCUCCUCCGGGAGGGCACCAAGAGCCUCCGUGAAGUACUGGAGGCAGAGUCUGCCUGGCGCUACCUCUAUGGCACAGGCUCGGUGGCUGGCGUUUACCUGCCUGGCUCUAGGCAGACGCUGACCAUCUACCAGGCCCUCAAGAAGGGGCUGCUAAGUGCCGAGGUGGCCCGCUUGCUGCUGGAGGCCCAGGCGGCCACCGGCUUCUUGCUGGACCCAGUGAAGGGUGAGCGACUGACUGUGGAUGAGGCUGUACGGAAGGGACUGGUGGGCCCUGAGCUGCAUGACCGGCUGCUCUCAGCAGAGCGGGCGGUGACUGGCUACCGUGACCCUUACACCGAGCAGACCAUCUCGCUCUUCCAGGCCAUGAAGAAGGAGCUGAUCCCUGCUGAGGAGGCCCUGCGGCUGCUGGAUGCCCAACUGGCUACAGGAGGUAUUGUGGACCCCCGCCUGGGCUUCCAUCUACCGUUGGAGGUAGCCUACCAGCGUGGCUACCUCAACAAGGACACACACGACCAGCUGUCGGAGCCCAGCGAGGUGCGCAGCUACGUGGACCCCUCCACCGAUGAGCGCCUCAGCUACACGCAACUGCUCAGGCGGUGUCGCCGUGACGAGAGCAGCGGCCAGAUGCUCCUGCCACUCUCAGACGCCCGCAAACUGACCUUCCGUGGCCUACGCAAGCAGAUCACCGUGGAGGAACUGGUGCGCUCACAGGUCAUGGAUGAAGCCACAGCACUGCAGCUGCAGGAGGGCCUGACCUCCAUUGAGGAGGUCACCAAGAACCUGCAGAAGUUCCUUGAGGGCACCAGUUGCAUUGCCGGUGUCUUCGUUGAUGCCACCAAGGAGCGACUCUCAGUGUACCAGGCCAUGAAGAAGGGCAUCAUUCGCCCUGGCACGGCCUUUGAGCUCCUGGAGGCACAGGCGGCCACUGGCUACGUCAUCGACCCCAUCAAGGGGCUCAAGCUGACUGUGGAGGAAGCUGUGCGCAUGGGCAUCGUGGGCCCUGAGUUCAAGGACAAGCUGCUGUCGGCUGAGCGUGCCGUCACCGGCUACAAGGACCCUUACUCUGGGAAGCUCAUCUCUCUCUUCCAAGCCAUGAAGAAGGGCCUGAUCCUGAAGGACCAUGGCAUCCGUUUGUUGGAGGCCCAGAUUGCCACAGGUGGCAUCAUCGACCCUGAGGAGAGUCAUCGGCUACCUGUGGAGGUGGCCUACAAGCGUGGCCUCUUUGAUGAGGAGAUGAAUGAGAUCCUGACUGACCCUUCGGAUGAUACCAAGGGCUUCUUUGACCCCAACACAGAGGAGAAUCUCACCUACUUGCAGCUGAUGGAACGCUGCAUCACUGACCCCCAGACAGGCCUGUGCCUCCUGCCGCUGAAGGAGAAAAAGAGAGAGCGGAAGACAUCCUCCAAGUCCUCGGUGCGCAAGCGCCGCGUUGUGAUUGUGGACCCUGAGACGGGCAAGGAGAUGUCAGUGUAUGAGGCCUACCGCAAGGGACUCAUUGACCACCAGACGUACUUGGAGCUGUCUGAGCAGGAGUGUGAGUGGGAGGAGAUUACUAUUUCCUCCUCAGAUGGUGUAGUCAAGUCCAUGAUCAUUGACCGCCGCUCAGGCCGCCAGUAUGACAUCGAUGAUGCCAUCACCAAGAACCUCAUUGACCGGUCAGCACUGGACCAGUACCGUGCCGGCACACUCUCCAUCACUGAGUUUGCUGACAUGCUCUCAGGCAAUGCCGGUGGCUUCCGAUCCCGCUCCUCCUCGGUGGGCUCAUCUUCCUCCUACCCCAUCAGCCCUGCAGUCUCCAGGACCCAGCUGGCCUCCUGGUCCGACCCCACUGAGGAGACAGGCCCAGUGGCUGGCAUCCUGGACACAGAGACGCUGGAGAAGGUGUCCAUCACAGAGGCCAUGCACCGCAACCUAGUGGACAACAUCACCGGGCAGCGGCUGCUGGAGGCCCAGGCAUGCACUGGGGGCAUUAUUGACCCCAGCACUGGGGAGCGCUUCCCUGUUACUGAGGCUGUCAACAAAGGCCUAGUAGACAAGAUCAUGGUGGACCGCAUCAACCUCGCCCAAAAGGCCUUCUGUGGCUUUGAGGACCCACGCACCAAGACCAAGAUGUCAGCUGCCCAGGCCCUGAAGAAGGGCUGGUUGUACUACGAGGCAGGCCAGCGCUUCCUGGAGGUGCAGUACCUGACAGGUGGCCUGAUUGAGCCCGACAUGCCGGGCCGAGUGCCUCUGGACGAGGCCCUGCAGCGUGGCACUGUGGACGCCCGCACAGCGCAGAAGCUGCGCGAUGUCAGCGCGUACUCCAAGUACCUCACCUGCCCUAAGACCAAGCUCAAGAUCUCCUACAAGGACGCGCUGGACCGCAGCAUGGUGGAGGAGGGCACAGGGCUGCGGCUGCUGGAGGCUUCUGCCCAGUCCAGCAAGGGCUACUACAGCCCCUACAGCGUCAGCGGCUCUGGCUCCACUGCUGGCUCGCGUACCGGCUCGCGCACCGGCUCCCGGGCUGGCUCCCGCCGCGGCAGCUUCGAUGCCACCGGUUCUGGUUUCUCCAUGACCUUCUCUUCCUCCUCCUACUCUUCCUCGGGCUAUGGCCGCCGCUAUGCCUCAGGCCCCUCCACCUCCCUGGGGGGCCCUGAGUCUGCAGUGGCCUGACCUUCUGCCUGCAUCCCACCCUCCUGCUCUGCAUGUGGCCAGGCUCCCCGCCAAGGUGCUGGGGUCUUUCUUUAAUGUUUAAAGGUGUCUUUUUCCCAAGUGGUGCCUAAAGUUUAACCAAAAAGACCAGACUAACACAUUAAUAUAUAUUUGCUGUCUAGACAGACUGUAACUUGGGGUUUGGGGCCGGCCCAGCCCCGCUGACCACCUCACCCCCCUCGGAUCUCCCCACUUCAACCUGCCACUCACAAUAGCCAGGUGCCUUGGAGGGUCCAGAGUUGGGCCCCCAGCCCACCCCUCCUCCCAUAGGAGGUUUCUGUCUGGGUGAGACCCCCAGCCCUGUAAGCCAACCCCACUGGUGUGUACAUCUGCUAGUCCUAGCUGCUGAGGGCAGCCGGGGUCAGUCUUGUCAGUAGAGAUUCUCUCAGGGCUUCUACCCUGGGCCAGCAUUUUCUUCCCAGCGUGUUUCCCAGACUGGCCUUCUUGCUUGGUGGAUCUUGCUGGUGAGGAAAGGGUCCUGGGCCAGCCAUCUCUUCAGCGUGCCCAUAGAAGCCCUUUCCUCAUGGGAAGAUGAGGGUCCAGUCUGCAGAGGCAGCGUCCUUAGCUGGGCUCUAGCCUCCUGCCCAGCUCCUGAAGCUGCUGUCAGAGCUCUGCUUUGUAGCUCACUGCCCCACCCUGAGUCACUCCCAAGACCCUGGCCCGUGGCUUCAGCCUUCCAGCCUCAGCUCCCCCUGUAAGUGCCUUCUGUGUCCUCCCUCAUACCCAGCCCUGAGGACCCAUGCCCAGGGUGUGAGACAGACAUUCUGGCUGGGCGGGGCUGGGGUUCUGCACAUCUACCCUCCGCCAUGGGCUGAGUGGUAUCUUGAGCCCGUGGAACCCCUCCCUGGGUGCUGCCUGUCCACUCUGUUUCCAGGGAGCCCCAACCCUCCUUGGUCCAGGAUACAGACUGGCUCUAUCGACCCAGGCACCUGGCCAGUGCCACCACCCUGUUUAGCCAGCCUCAUGCAUUGGCAGCUCCCACCCCUGCCUCCACCCUCUGACUGAGCUUUGCAUGUUCCACUAACCUGGGCUGGUGGCCGGUGGAGGUGCCAGGCAGAACACUAACCUGACCAUGGGCAGGGCCCUUCAGCGUCUGCCCCUCAAUAAAAGCAAUUCCAACCUUCC